This is a messenger RNA of Elgaria multicarinata webbii, 816 nucleotides long. It is a transcript of the gene SPIC, whose product is annotated as Spi-C transcription factor. Lineage: Eukaryota; Metazoa; Chordata; Lepidosauria; Squamata; Anguidae. Gene Ontology annotation, molecular function: sequence-specific DNA binding; DNA-binding transcription factor activity, RNA polymerase II-specific. The transcript has 5 exons. The record is from RefSeq and is a predicted model, not a curated record. Gene Ontology annotation, cellular component: nucleus. The coding region runs from base 1 to 816 and encodes 271 amino acids. Gene Ontology annotation, biological process: regulation of transcription by RNA polymerase II; cell differentiation.
AUGCAACCCCCACUGCUGGUAGUAUUCAUAUUCUCCUAUGCUGACUUAAAGCAGAGUUUUACAGACCAAGACUUGUUAGGACUAGCUCUAGAAGAUGCCUUGGAGGUAUUACAGCAACAUUCUGAUGGUGACUUUAAUUAUAUGCCAGAAGACUAUAAAAACUGUUUGACUUACCAUCACCAUGGUCUCCAAGCCAAUUCAAGUUACUUGGCAGAGUCUUCCACCGAAAAAACUAUAUAUAACUGGAGGCAUACAAUCAAUACUGAGGCAGACUUGUAUCCGGAUGGAGCUAUCUACCGUACCUUGCAGCCUAUUCCAGAAAGCCAAGGGAUGUGUGUUACACCUGUGCAGCAGAAAGGCAGCAAAGGCAGGAAAAAGCUGCGCCUAUUUGAAUAUCUUCAUGAAUCUCUCCAGAACCCGGACAUGGCAAACUGCAUCCAGUGGAUAGAUAAGCCCAAUGGCAUCUUCCAGUUUGUUUCCAAACACAAGGAGAAAUUGGCAGAACUGUGGGGGGAACGCAAAGGAAACCGGAAGACCAUGACUUACCAGAAAAUGGCCAGAGCUCUGAGGAAUUACGGAAGAACAGGGGAAAUAAUUAAAAUCCGAAGGAAGCUGACCUAUCAGUUUGGUGCUGUGAUUUUGCAAAGGCUUUCUCCAGCUUACUUUCUGGGGAAAGAUGUCGAUCAAUAUGCCCAAGAUGAUCAAGAGUGCCAGUAUGCAGAUGAUUGGUUUUCUUAUCAUUAUUACAUGUAUGACAAGGGCCAUGAACUUCAGCAGGCAAGCAGCAAUACAAAUCCAUUCUGCUAUGGGUCUUAG